GCGCCACGUUGCGAUCCCUCGCGUCUUUUAAUUCCUAAAAAUAUUCCCACUCUGCGAGCAACGAAAAACGCACAUUUUAUGUCCAGGACUUUUUUCUAUGAUAGUGGGCCUUUAAUGAACUGAUAUGUAUCGCAUGAAUAUUAAUAUUCUACAAUGUCGUUUCUGUUAAUAUUUCGCUUUUCUCAAUAAAGAAUAAAACGAGCGCACGUGAGUCGAUAUAUAUCCGAGUCAGUUUGAAUUUUUCACUUUAAAUUUUACGCCCUGACUCGCUUCUACGUGUUCAAAAUAAUUUAUGAUGCUUUUAUGCACUCUACAAUUUUAAUGAAAAAUUAGAAUUUCUAAUAAACUCUUUUAUUAUUUAUCGUUUGUAAGAAUAAAUGCGGUAUUUCAAUCCUUGUAACGAUUGCAUUAUGGAUAAUAUAUUUGGAAAGGAAGACUCUGGAAAUGAAAGCGAACAUGCAGAUAUUGAGGAGAAGGAAGAAAAAAGUAGUCCUUCGCAAAAUUCUGUAACCAAAGAUGUAGAAUCAAUGGACGUUGAUAAUAUACAUGUUAAGGAAGAAUUUGAUGCAAUGAGUUCACAGUCUCAAUCAGAUGGAGAAGAAGUAGGAUCAAACUUAUCAUGUUCCGUAGUAGAAGAUCAGUUAGAAAUUGUUAAACAUGAAAUUGAGAGUAGAGAGGAAGAACAAACAACAGAAGAUAUAUUUGAAAAUGACAUAGUAUUACCUCAUGCAAAUCCGACAAAUGUUAAAGAAAGAAGAGAAAGUAAAGAGAAAAGUAAAAAAGAAUUGGAAGAGGAAGAAAGAGAGAAAAUGCAAGUACUAGUGUCAAAUUUUACAGAAGAUCAAUUGGAUAGAUAUGAAAUGUAUAGAAGAGCUGCUUUUCCAAAAGCAGCAAUAAAAAGAAUCAUGCAAACUAUAACAGGUUGUUCAGUGUCACAGAAUGUGGUCAUUGCUAUGUCUGGUAUUGCAAAAGUAUUUGUUGGAGAAAUAGUAGAAGGAGCCCUUGAUGUUAUGGAAGAGCAUCAAGAAUCAGGUCCACUACAACCAAAACAUUUAAGAGAAGCAGUUAGAAGAUUAAGACUUCAAGGGCAGAUUCCAAAUGGUCGUGCACAUAAAGCAUUUUUCCGGCUAUAAAUAUUCUUUAGCAUAAUUAUUUGAAACUGUGAUUUAAAACAAAUAUUUCCAAUAGAUUUAAAAAGUUAAGUAAAUAUUUUUAUAUAAUUAUAUAAUGUUUGAUAUAAAAA
This is a messenger RNA of Frieseomelitta varia, 1243 nucleotides long. RefSeq names its product transcription initiation factor TFIID subunit 11 (gene Taf11). Gene Ontology annotation, cellular component: transcription factor TFIID complex; nucleus. The transcript is spliced from 6 exons. Gene Ontology annotation, biological process: transcription initiation at RNA polymerase II promoter; RNA polymerase II preinitiation complex assembly. Lineage: Eukaryota; Metazoa; Arthropoda; Insecta; Hymenoptera; Apidae. The coding region runs from base 378 to 1133 and encodes 251 amino acids. The record is from RefSeq and is a predicted model, not a curated record. Gene Ontology annotation, molecular function: protein heterodimerization activity; transcription coactivator activity.